UUCAAAAGAUCCAAUGUGAGUGGUGUGGUUACCCUUCUUGUUGACUCCCAACCAUUGUCCGUUUUUUGUCACAUGGGAAAUUUUGGGUGUGGAGAUGGAGGAUGGACGCCAGUCAUGAAAAUUGACGGCAGAGAGGUGCGCACUUUCAUUAAAUAAUUCAUCUGGUGCAUAAACUCGCUCUCUUUAAAAACUUUUCAAGUUAAAAAACGUGCCUGUCCACAUGUAGGCCUUUUGUUUUUCAUCGAGAAGGUAAUGCACGAAGAACAGACGUUGUUCAACGUAAAUUUUAAGACUUGUUGUGUGUAGUGACUGAAAAAAAAUGGCUUAACUAUCUUUAAAUAUUUGUCUCUGGUAUCAUGUAACAGCUAGAUAAGAAAUAUUAACCUUCGAGAUAAUAAUUCGGUUAAAAGCAGAUACACCACAGGAGGUCGACAGCAGAAAACCCAUCAAUUCGGAGAAAAAAAAUUAAAAAAUUAAUUCCUUCUCUAUUUCAGACCACCUUCCGUUAUCAUGCAGAUUAUUGGAGUAAUUACGAUGAAUUCAAUCUUCUCGGUGGAGAGACUGGAUUUGACGAACAAGAAUCAAAGCUACCCACCUAUUGGAACACAUCCUUCUCCAAGAUCUGCCUUGGAAUGAAGAUCAACCAACAGCUCAGAUUUAUUGUUAUCAACAAGCUGGCUGACUCUCUGCACUCAAUAAUUGCUGAUGGCCAAUACCGAUACACGUCGCUGGGUCGUGACGAGUGGAAAAAGUUGAUUGGCAGCGACGCCUCUUUACAGCACAACUGCAACAAAGGAGGAUUCAAUGCCUUUAGUGGUCAAAGUGAUCGUUCUAAAGUCAGAAUUGGCAUUAUUAGCAAUGGGCAGAAUGACUGCGACUCGUGCAACUCUUUGAUUGGAUUUGGUACAGGAAGUCACCCUAAUGACGCAAAAUCUUGUGGAAACGAGGCAAUCAAAAGUAAUUCAGAUAAUGGACGCAAGAGUAUCAAAGCCAUGGGGUACAUAUUGGUGCAAUAA
Molecule: messenger RNA, 1016 nt
Organism: Pocillopora meandrina
Lineage: Eukaryota; Metazoa; Cnidaria; Anthozoa; Scleractinia; Pocilloporidae
Source: the annotation of a GenBank genome assembly